GUGGAUUUCUUUUUUAUUUAUUUCCAAACGCCCAUAUUUGGGGGCGUGUGAUGGAAACGCACACGUUUCCGAGUCAGAUACAUACACUUAGUACUAGCUUGCUUGUACUUCAGUAUCCUUCCCCUCGAGUGUUCGAGCUUACCCAUGCGGAGUCGAUUGCGUGUACGGGAGAACCCGCGGAGAGCCGCAGACUUGCGCAUCUCGAGAAGUUCGAGUCGAGCCAGCGUUGAGCCUUCGAGCGCGUUGCCUUGUGCGGGUAUGUCAUCUUCAUCGUCAUCGGGCUUCCACCCGCCUCGACUCUCGACUCUUUCGCAUCUCAGCCCCCGGCUUCCGCCGCUCGCAUCCUGCGCUCUCUUCAGUGUCCAGGCUCCAACACUUCAGCCUUCAUCCUGGCGUGGAGAAAGUGGAUCUGAUCACAUUCACAGUGUCCAAGGCAGGUGUUGUGCAAAGUGGCGUUGUGGCGUAGGCCGGGGGCGCGGGCAAUCAUAAAAGAAAGAAAGAAAAUUGAAGGUUAUGGACUUGCGGCGACUCCGGGCAAUCCCUCGGUUCCCGAAUCCCGGCAUUCAUUCGGGUCGGUCACACCGUCAAAAGGAGGACCGACGGGUGAAGUGAGAUGGAGGGCGUAUGAGAGAUGGAUUUACCUGUGCACCGACUUU
Tilletiaria anomala UBC 951 is the source of this 656-nucleotide messenger RNA. RefSeq lists its product as uncharacterized. Bases 145 to 489 code for a protein of 114 amino acids. The record is from RefSeq and is a predicted model, not a curated record. The transcript has a single exon. NCBI's taxonomy places the organism in Eukaryota, Fungi, Basidiomycota, Exobasidiomycetes, Georgefischeriales, Tilletiariaceae.